Messenger RNA from Kluyveromyces lactis, 2760 nucleotides. It is a transcript of the gene MCD4, whose product is annotated as mannose-ethanolamine phosphotransferase MCD4. The record is from RefSeq and is a predicted model, not a curated record. The coding region runs from base 1 to 2760 and encodes 919 amino acids. NCBI's taxonomy places the organism in Eukaryota, Fungi, Ascomycota, Saccharomycetes, Saccharomycetales, Saccharomycetaceae. Gene Ontology annotation, biological process: GPI anchor biosynthetic process. Gene Ontology annotation, cellular component: endoplasmic reticulum membrane. Gene Ontology annotation, molecular function: mannose-ethanolamine phosphotransferase activity. The transcript has a single exon.
AUGUGGAGUAGACAUAGGUUAUAUUUUAUUGUUGCUGGGGUGUUGUUCCACCUCUUUUAUUUAUGGUCCAUCUUCGAUAUUUAUUUCGUUUCUCCAUUAGUUCAUGGUAUGAAACAGCACCAAUCAACCGAUGAAGCGCCAGCUAAGAGACUAUUUCUAAUUGUUGGGGAUGGUCUGCGUGCUGACACAACGUUUGACAAAAUUUUGCAUCCUGUAACAGGAGAACACGACUACCUUGCGCCAUACAUUAGAGAUUUGGUAAGAAAUGAAGCUACAUACGGUGUUUCUCACACCAGAAUGCCAACUGAAUCAAGACCAGGACAUGUGGCAAUGAUCGCUGGGUUCUAUGAAGAUGUCAGUGCAGUGACGAAAGGCUGGCAAGAAAAUCCAGUUGAUUUUGAUAGUUUUUUUAAUCAAUCAAAGCAUACAUAUUCAUUUGGGUCUCCAGAUAUUUUGCCAAUGUUUAAAGACGGUGCUACACCUAAUAAAGUGGAUGCAUGGAUGUAUGGACAUGAAUUUGAAGAUUUUACUCAAUCUUCCAUCGAAUUGGAUGCAUUUGUUUUCAGACAUAUCUAUGAGCUAUUCAACAAUACAAAAUCCAAUAAGACCCUGGAAACUGAAAUAAAACAAGAUGGAAACGUAUUUUUUCUACACCUUUUAGGCUGUGAUACGGCCGGCCAUUCUUACAGACCUUACUCAGCUGAAUAUUAUGACAACGUGAAAUAUAUUGAUAAGGAGGUGAAAUUACUGGUGGAAAAGGUUCAUGAAUUUUUCGAUGAUGAAGACACCGCCUUCAUCUUCACGGCCGAUCACGGAAUGAGUGCUUUUGGUUCUCAUGGUGAUGGUCAUCCAAAUAAUACCCGUACACCCUUAGUCGCAUGGGGUGCCGGUAUAAACAAACCAGUCAAAAAUCAAGCUCCAAUUUUUGAUAAUUAUACUGAAAAUUGGAAUCUUGCUGACAUAAAGAGAAAUGAUGUUAACCAAGCAGAUAUUGCAUCCUUAAUGUCAUACUUAAUUGGUGCAAAUUAUCCAGUUAACUCCGUAGGAGAGUUACCGUUGAAUUUCAUUGAUGCUCCUGAAGACAAAAAAUUGAACGCCUUGUUCAACAAUGCAAAGGCCAUAUUGGAACAGUAUCUAGUGAAGGAACAAGAAAUCAUUGCAUCCCAAUUUGUAUACAAGGAGUAUGAAGCUUUCGUUGAAAUACCUUACCAAGAAUAUUUACAGCAGAUUGAAAGCUUAAUCGAGAGAAUUGCGAAAGGUGAAAACGAAUUAGAACCCGAUGCUAUUAAACUUACAGAGGAGUUAAUGAAGGUGACCCUAGAUGGAUUAGCAUACUUGACAACAUACAAUUGGAGAUUUAUCAGAACCAUUGUAACACUAGGUUUCCUUGGUUGGAUUGUUUAUUCAUUCUCCAUUUUCUUGAGAUUAUUCAUUCUAAACAGAGAUUAUAAUUCUCAUAAGUCACUUCUGAACUAUUUCAUUUUUGGUUCCCUUACAAUCAUUCUCAAUUACGUGCUCUACUAUCAAAAAGCUCCUUUCAACUAUUACAUGUACUUAUUCUUCCCAUUGAUCUUCUGGUCUGAAAUUUUUACUGACCGCGUUGUGUUAGACGACGGUGUGAAAGAGUUUUUGAAGGGUAUUUCAAUUCCGAAAAGAAUAAUCCUUGUAUCUGCAAUCAUUCUUGUCUACGAAUCCAUCGUUUACGCAUUCUUUGACCGUUGGAUUUUUUCAUUAAUUUUCAAUAUGCUUUCCUUUUAUCCUUUAAUCUGUGGAUACAGAGAUUGGAAGAGGAACACUCUUUGGUUCAUCACAGGCGCAGCUAUCUCUGUUUUUACCUUACUCGAUGCGGUAAAAAUCGAAAGUUUAACCCAAAUUAACAUUGCUAGUGGAUUAAUUGUACUGACUGCCCUCUCAGGUUUCUUACACCUUCGUAAGCAAUUAAACAGCUACACUACAACGGUAUUUAUUUGCCAAAUAUUGCUCGUUAUUUUGAUGGUUCUGGCCACGAAUAAAUCAAUCGUUUCGCUACAAAAUAGAACCGGGUUACCACGAGAUGCACAAGUUGCUGGCUGGGUAAUUUUAGUGGUAUCGCUAUUACUUAUGCCAUUAAUCCAUUACAUGAAACCAAACAACAAUUACAAAGUUAGAAUGCUAAUCAUUUUCUUAACGUUUGCCCCAACAUUCAUCAUCCUAACGAUUUCAUUUGAAUCGUUCUUUUAUCUAGUAUUCAGUGCUUAUAUUGUCCAAUGGAUCGAAAUUGAGUCAAAACUUAAGGAGCAAACCCCAAAUACCUCGCAUUAUAAACAAUUAAUUAGAGUGACAAUUAUUGGAUUCUUCUUAUUACAAAACGCAUUCUUCGGUACAGGUAACGUUGCCUCGAUCUCAUCUUUCUCUUUGGAUUCAGUCUACAGACUAAUGCCAAUUUUCGAUCCUUUCCCAAUGGGUGCUCUAUUAGUAAUCAAGUUAAUCAUACCGUACAUUAUUCUUUCCGCAGGUUUAGGUAUCUUGAACUUAAAGCUACACAUUAAGGAUUACACGAUCUCGACGUUGAUUAUUUCAACCAGUGAUAUUCUCUCCCUCAACUUUUUCUACCUAUUAAAAACUGAAGGAAGCUGGCUAGACAUCGGUAUCACCAUCUCCAACUAUUGUUUGGCCAUUUUAUCCUCAUUAUUCAUGCUUAUAUUGGAAAUUGUUGCACAUGUAGUUUUAAAGAAUGUCCAACUGUCGAAACCCGUCAUAGCAUCAAAAAAGACUAACUGA